This is a messenger RNA of Gordionus sp. m RMFG-2023, 1932 nucleotides long. RefSeq lists its product as uncharacterized. Lineage: Eukaryota; Metazoa; Nematomorpha; Gordioida; Chordodea; Parachordodidae. The record is from RefSeq and is a predicted model, not a curated record. Bases 1 to 1932 code for a protein of 643 amino acids. The transcript has 3 exons.
AUGCCAGCAGCAAUUCUUGUUAAAGAAAACAAUGACUCAUUUACGACUUUUCGAAUAAAACUAGAAGCCUACUUUAUACUAAAUGAUAUAUCGGACAACGAGAAAAAGAGAGCAGCAUUGAUAUCGGCAUUAUCAACCUAUGACUUAAAUAAGGUUAUUUUAAAAUUCGCUCCGAAGUCAAUUAAUAAAAUAAAAUACGACGAUAUGCUAGAUUCGCUAAUAGACAACGAUAAAAAAAUUGCACCAUUGGAAAGUUUUCAAUUUUAUAAACGUACCCAAAGGGACGGGGACGCCAAUUUAGAAUUUCUAAAUUCACUAAAAUCUUUGGCACUUAAAUGCAACUUCAAAGAAAAAUAUGAAGAGAAUUUAAAAAUGCAAAUAAUUAAUGGCUUAGAAAGCAAAGAUAUCACGACAAAGUUAUUACUCGAAGAAGAUAUGGGUAUAGAGGAAAUUGAAAAACUCCUUCGAACCAUGGACUUGAUAGACGAAAAGGAAAAAACAAAAGGUAUAUUUUAUCGUCAAGCCGGAAAGGAACAAGAGGAAGACAAAAUAGAAAAUAAGGAAAUAAACUAUAUACAAGACAGUAAAAGGUAUAAUAGUAAUAAUAAUAAUAACAGAGUUCAGGAACGCUACAGUGACAAUUAUUAUCUCCACCAAACGAGAUUCGAUAACAGAUUUACUAGAUAUAAUAAUUAUGACAACUCGAAUUAUGGAAGAUAUAAUAACGUUAAUCCGCGGUACAAAUAUGAUAAUGAUAACAAAUAUUAUAAUAAUGAUAACAAAUAUAAUAAUAAUGACAACAAAUAUAAUAACAAUGAUAACUACCGACAUAAAAACUGGUACGACAACAAUAAUUAUUAUCAUAAAAAUAAGUAUCAAUAUUCUUACGAUAAGACAAGGGGACAUUACAACACCAACAAUAAUAACUUUAAAUACAACGACAAUCAAUAUUACAGUCAGACAAAAAAAACUUGCUUCAAAUGCGGUAGCGAUAAACAUCUGAUUAAAUAUUGCGAUAGAGACAAAGAGGAAGAUAUAUCGUAUAUAUACUCGAUGGAUAUCAAAUCUUGUAAAGAAAAAUUCAAAAUCAAUUUAAAUAUAGAAGGUAAGAAAACAAACAUGAUCCUAGAUACAGGAGCAUCAUCAAUCAUUUCAUUAAAGACAUGGUAUAAAAUCAACUCCAAUAAAACAAUUCAUGAUUCGGACACAAAAUUAAAGACGUACGAAGUGAAAGCUGAUGGACCCUCAUUGGUAGGUAUAAACUGGAUAAAGGAAUUCAGAGAAUUGGUAUGGAAAGAAUCAAUAUUAACAGGAACAGAAAACAUAUACGAUAAUAAUAACAAAAUAUAUUAUGUGGAACAAGAAUUAAAAGCCCUAACGGAGAAGUACGUAACAAUAUUCGAUAAAAAAUUCCGGGAAAAAGCACCCCACUCAAAAAAAUUACCAGAUUUCAUGCCUUGUCAUAUGACUUCCAUUAUCUAUUCUGUAAAUUCUUACAGUUUAGCACUUGUAUCAAAUAUCGAGAAAAAAGAGCAAGUCCCGUCAAAACGAAAGAUAUGUUCUAAGUAUUUUUUAAAGGAUAAAUUAUACGUUAAAACCACUAAAAUUAUACAUGAGUCUUAUAGAAACACCCAGCAUACGACUACAGGAGAAACCCCAGCACAGAUGAUGUUCGGACGGAAUGAUCGGAAUCAUCUUGAAAUGAUUAAAGAGACCACCCAAGAAAGCCGAUCAAACGAUACACAAACGGAACAGAGAGGUCAAUUUAGGAUAGGACAACCGGUGUGGGCCAAAAUGUACAACGACAAGGUAAAAUGGAUAAAAGGAACAAUAGUGGCUUGUGCUGGGAGGUGCAUAUACGUUGUGGAUACCUCCAAGGGCCGAUGGAGAAGACACCAAGAUCAAAUGCGGAAGAGAACAGACAUUCUCUAA